Molecule: messenger RNA, 4423 nt
Organism: Gadus chalcogrammus (walleye pollock)
Lineage: Eukaryota; Metazoa; Chordata; Actinopteri; Gadiformes; Gadidae
Product: zinc finger and SCAN domain-containing protein 20-like
Exons: 2
Coding region: 346-921 (191 amino acids)
Molecular function (GO): DNA binding
Source: RefSeq, a predicted model, not a curated record
GACGGCAGUGUGUAGCUCCACCUUUCAGCUCCACGGCUUGGUUCCACAACGGAGGAGUACUGAAAAUAGAAACGUCUCAGCGCCCUUAUUUUGGGAACACUGCCCAACUUUUGAAAAUGGGAACGCCAAUCUAGGCGGACUAUGCCGAACCGAGCCGCUCCGCUCGAUGUUAACGAGGCUCUAUUUUCAGUACUCCUCCUCUGGGGUACCAAGAAGUGGAGCUGAAAGGUGGAGCUACACACUCCCGUUCGUUGAUUGGUCGAAAGAAUCGUAACUUCCGGGCAACAGUGGAUUAAAUCCAACACACACAGUACCCGACCCGUGAGGUAUCUCUGCACAACGGAAAUGUCUCGCAAAGGUAUGGUUUGGACGAACCGGGAGGUGGAAACGUUCCUCUGCAUCUUAGGGGAGGAAGACGUUCAGAGGGAUCUGGAUGGAGCAGCGAGGAAUGAGAAGGUCUUCCAGCUGGUAUCUCAGAAAUUGUUGGACGCAGGCUUCGAGAAGAACACUGAGCAGUGUCGCCAGAAAUCCAAGAAGCUCCGGGCCGACUAUCGGAAGGCUAAAGACCACAACAACCAGAAUGGCGACUACAGGAAGAUGUGGAAGUGGUUUAACAUGAUGGACGCUAUCUACGGACACCGACUGGAGAGUAAAGGAACAGAGAUCGACACGGCCAACUCCAUGCUGGAAUCCAAGUUACAACCUAUCGCCACCGAGCUCACCUCGCCUGCUGAAGGAUCAAGGCGAGCGAUGAGGGCUGCCUAUCAGGCCCCAAGCCUCUCCACUCGAUUAAAGGAGCCCAAUCCCGAGGAGCUCUUUCUUCUGAGUCUUGCCCCCAUGCUCCAGUCCCUCGAACCCGAGAAGCUUUCAGAGGCGAAAAUACAAAUUAUGUCUGUUAUUCACCGAGCACAAUUUAAUUAAAACUAUUUCAGACUUUCUCACAAGUUCCUUUUCACGCCCCCAAACUAUUACAUUAACUACAUUUGUCCUCUUUUGACAAAAUGUAUAAGCACUAUUCACCUGUUUUCACACAAACUGCAGAUUUGAGAAACCCCAAGACAAAUAUAAAGCAGAGAAUCCUGUUUUAUUUGUAAACAUCCAUUACAUAUUCAGGACUCUAGUCAUUACAACUAAACACAAUUUGCACAGUCCUCAAGAUGUAAACAAUAUCAAGCUUGACUGUUCAACCAUCUGAUGCAUAAAAGGGCCACAGGGGAGUUGACCCAUUUGAAAAAAGGGAUAGCAAUGAGGGCUAGAAGAAGAGGGAGUGUGAAUGAGUGGUGUUAGACGAGGAAAAGUGUAAGGGGAUUCGCCUAUGUACUGGAUCGUCCCGUAUUGAACCAUAAAUUGUACAUACUGAAUCAAUACAGUGCGAUUGUUGUUUGGAAGGUAAAUCCUUCCAAUUUACACAAGAAAUCAGUCUUCCUUUCAUCUAUUGGGAUUUACAAAGGGGAGAAAAGGAAACGGAUGGGGAUUUACCAGCACACACGGUUAAAACAAGAAUAAUACAUUGAGGACCCAUGAAAGAUACAAUCCCCAAAAUGACUGAGAUAUCCUUGAAAAUAACAAAUCUUGAGUGACAUUAUUUAUGAAAACACGCAACGUUUUUGUACGGGCAGAGGCAUACUUCAAACAGACUGGUAAUGUGUUCAUGUGACCACCAGAGGGAAGUUUACACAAGGCCGUUCUGAGUUCAACCAUCGCUCUGAAUGUCUAAAUAACCUCCUAGGUUAGACCGCCCAUCAGUCUAUGAAGGUAUUAUUGUAGCAAAAGUCUUUAACACCUGUAACUGCAAGAUAACUAAGAUUUUGAAUGCGUACACCAAAGUCACAGUCAAUUUGAAGUAAAUAAGUCUGUUACAGGUGCACAAAUCUUUUUGCUACAAUCAUUGCAGCGCAGUUGGUGCAAAACACAUUCGCACACCCGUGUUUCAUAAUCUGAGAACAUGCCCAAAAUGUAUGAAGGUAUUAUUGUGGCAAAAGUCUUUAGCACCUGUAACUGCAGAUUUUGAAUGAGUACACUAAAGUCACAGUAAAUUUGAAGUCGUAAACAUUUAUUUUGCAUGUGUACUCUAAAGUCACAAAUGUGUAACCGUACAUUUGAAGUCGUAAAUAUUUUUUCUACCAUUGUAAACACAAAAUAAGGUCUACGAGUACGCAAGUCUGUGUUACAGGUGCACAAAUCCUACAAUCAUUGCAGCGCACUUGGUGCAAAACACAUUCGCACACCCGUGUUUCAUAAUCUGAGAACAUGCCCAAAAUGUGUGCGUUCGUAAACCCAAAUGUGAACUAAUGUACAAUGAUCUAACCAUCACACAAUGAUCAAGCGUCAGGUUAGGCGCGGUACUCGCGUUAUCCAACACGAGUAACGCGUUUGGUGUGGCCGUAGCGUCACACACAAUGAUCAAGCGUCAGGUUAGGCGCGUUACUCGCGUAAUCUAACGCGCUUUUGCACCUAAAUAACGCACCCAACUCGCCCAACGCACUACGCGCAUUCCAAUUUUCUUUACUUUUGACGCGCCUCGAUAGCCAAUCAGCGUUGAGCUUGACCCGAUGUCACUGGCUGAGUGACGGAGGACGCACAGAAGCGGAAAGAACGUGGACGACCAAGUUAUCAUUUCAGUGUGUGCUGAAACGAUGAGGAGGUGGAUCUCACCCAGCUGUGAGCGCCUACGGAGGAUGUCAUGCACUAGAGUUUAGAUUCUCUGCCCGAUAUUUCCCACCACUAUCCUCGGGCCGGGCCUUUCAUCGAACGUUUGUUGUUGUUUUUUAAUCAUUGCUUUAUUGGCCUCAUCUGAGCAGAAAUCUAUGCCAUGAACUGAAAUAUUAUAGGCCUUUAUUACACAGGUCUUCUCAAAGGAAUGCUCCGUUCACUUGAAUAGCUCCAGUAACUUGUGAACCCCAGCGUCUUCGGCUGCUAAGCGACGUCAACGUCUUUGGCAGACUAUUUCUCUACUAAUCAACACUACGAAUGCUGGUAACUACUAAAUUGUAAAAAGACACACCAUGUGAAGUUAUUUUUUCGUUUUGGCAAGUAUAGCCUUGUAAUAAGCGGGAUAAUGUAUAGAAGGUCGCCGGUCAUUAUCGAAAAUAAGCACCUUCAGGGUGAAACAGACCCCUCCGCUUGGCGGGCUCAUCUUGCUGCAUAGGCGCGUCAGGCGCGUUGAACCAUUUUUGUGACACACAAUGAUCAAGUGUCAUGUUAGGCGUGUCACGGGCGUAAUCUAACGCACGUACGCGUUCAGUGUGGCCGCACCUUGAGUUUGUAUUCUGUCCCUCUGGUAUAACUAUCCAAAGAAGAGUGUUUUGUUUGUUUGGUUGGUUUCGAGGUGUUGGUACUCCGGGGCUGACUCGACAGGUUGAGUGCAUGUCCCAACCACUCACUGCAUCAGUUGAAAACUCUUAAUAAAAAAUGUCAAGUAUUUAUUAAAAUGUCAAUACCUAAAUCUAUCAUUUUGUGUUCAAUUGUUGCAGCCUACUCCCAGUGUAGUGAGUUAUUUAUACCUGGUGCUGCGUGUACUUAAGGCUCAGACCGCCUAUUUAUCUAAGCAGGAAACUAAGGCCGCACUUACACCCUCUUUUGCUGGUUUUUCGUACUGGAUUGUUUCAUGUCUAAGCUCCAUGUCAAUACGUUCUCUGAACAAACUCCUCAAUGCAGCCACCUUCAUGGAGCUGUCAACUGAUUGGAGCCGACUUCAGCAUGCCUAACUUUACUCUGAGUAAUGAUCGAUCUGGAAACAAAGGAAUAUUGAUAACUAGCUUUACCUUUAGAAGUAGGCCUAUGAGGGGGACCAUAAUGGUGCCACUCCUUGACAUUCAACAUAGGGGCGAAUCCGGCUGUGAACCGGCCCUCGUUGAGGAGGCAAUCCGACAUGAAGUGGUUAUCAUCACACAUGCUAAAAUAAGUGUUAGGGUUAGUGUUAACUGUGGUCGGGACGUUGCCAUUCAAAAUAAAGGGAUCCCCUCUGUCCUGUCGUUUUUGGGAUUUGGGGGAAUGUGCAGAAGCAGCUUCACCAUCUAGACAUACCAUAGCGUUAUAUGUGAGUGAAAAGGUCAACUUUCUCUCGGCCGCAAUCAACUGUUGCCCAGACAGAGCUCUGCACGCUCUUCACAGAGAAUCUAAUGUCUUUGGAACGAGAGUGGUUAUUCACCUGAGAGAAGAUGGAUUAUGCAAAUUCCCAAGACAUGACGUCACAGACGUUCCCUUAGGAACCUCUUAUCAAACUUGUUCCUAACAAAACUUCAAAACAACGCUCCAAAGAAACAGGACGAUUGCUAAGAAGAAAAUAAUCAGCCAUUUUCCGUGAUUCUUCCUCUUUGAGUUUGAGACAUCCAAAAAGGGCAUGAAAGGGAAGAUGAGGAGAUGUCUCUCUGAAUCCUAGAGGCAUAAUUUGCAUAUACCGUAAAUCCCAUAUACGGUUUAC